AUGGUUGAUAGCAAGCAUCAAUCAUCUCAUCUCAGUCCUUAUGAGAAAAUGAUAUUGAAAAACAAGCAAGAAAAAAUGAAAUUUUUGCAAAGUCUCAAGAUUGAUGAGGCAAAAGAAGACUUUACUAGUUCUGUUCGGAAAAUUAAGCCUGUCAGAAAACCUGUCAAAAGAGUGAACAAAAAAUUCAAGCCUACCUUUACUCCUAUACGUAAAAGUCGACGCCUUGCUAAGUUGGAUGUUGAUUUAUCAGAAGAUGCACUUUAUUAUAACGCUGUCAACAAGGGCAAAAGCAGAGGAAGAGAUUUAAAGUUGAGUGAAGAUAACAUUGCAAAAGUAGUUCCUGCUCGGAUUUCUUCCAUGGACAUUCAUCCUCAUCCCCAGAAUGUAAUUGUCUGUGCAGGGAGCAAGUAUGGGUCCAUGGGCUUCUGGAAUGUAUUGGCAGACUCUGAACCUUUCUUAUGUCAUACUCAUUCUGAAGGUAUAACUAAUGUAAAAUUUAAUCCAUUUGAUGCAAGCAAAUUGAUAAGCUCCAGUUAUGAUUGUACUUUGCGUUGUGGUGACAUGGAGAAAGAAAUGUUUGAAGAGGUACACGUUAAUGAAACAUCUUUGACUUACUUUGACUUUUUGUCUGCACCAGUUUUUAUUGUUUCUCAACAAAAUGGAAAAGUUUCAAUUGUGGAUACAAGAUCAAGUCGUAAACAUGCCGUAAGUCACUCAUGUCAUGACAACAAAGUUAAAACUGUUAGUGUUCAUCCCUUAGAAAGAAGCUAUUUUGUUACCUCUGAUACAAAAGGCAUGAUUCGUGUAUGGGACCUGAGAAAAUUGCAGAAGCUACCUAUAGCAACUAAUAAGCCACAUAAGCGGUCAAUAAACUCAGCCUUUUUUUCUCCUGUAACAGGAAAAAAUAUACUUAGCACUUCAUUUGAUGAUACUCUUGCCAUUCUUGAUAGCAGUAUUAUAUCCAAAGAUAUCAAGCUCAAAACUGCAUGCAGGCAUAAUAACUUUACUGGCAGGUGGUUAACACCGUUUCGAGCUACCUGGCUCCCUAACAGUGAUGAACAUUUUGUCAUUGGAGGCAUGGGUUAUCCAAGAAAAAUAGAAGUCUUUGAUCAUGACUUAAAUCAUGCUCAUAAGUUCAUUGAUGAAAACUUGAAUUCCAUAUGUAGUGUAAAUGUGUUUCAUCCUAAUAGGCCUGUUCUAGCUGGCGGGAACUCAUCUGGGAAAGUAUAUGUAUAUAUGAAUUGAGUACUAAAUACAAUUUUCAUUUCAGCAUUCAUCUUAAACUUAACCUGUGUCAAGGCAACUUACUAUUUCCAUUCCACUUUUAUUAGCUUUAAAAUGUUUAUUUAAAAAUUUUAUGUCCGAGUUUUUAAUUCAUUUUAUGUGUAAAACCUUUAACUUUAUUUCCAUUGUAUAUAAGUUAUUUUUUUUUAUGAGUUUGACAUUGCAUUCAACCUUUCACUUAUAUAAGAUAAGAUUGGGUUCCACAAAAAUGUUAUGUGAUUUGAAAUUGUGCAAUUUAUGUUUUAUCCUUCACAAAUUUUGUAUUUUAAAAAUACACUUGGUAUUGUUUUAAGUAAAACAUAAUAUGUGUAUAAGCAAAUAAAAGUAUUCUCUUUGUA
This is a messenger RNA of Uloborus diversus, 1622 nucleotides long. Its product is annotated as WD repeat-containing protein 76-like. Gene Ontology annotation, biological process: regulation of DNA damage checkpoint. The record is from RefSeq and is a predicted model, not a curated record. Gene Ontology annotation, cellular component: nucleus. Gene Ontology annotation, molecular function: protein binding; DNA binding. NCBI's taxonomy places the organism in Eukaryota, Metazoa, Arthropoda, Arachnida, Araneae, Uloboridae.